Messenger RNA from Pungitius pungitius (ninespine stickleback), 2908 nucleotides. It is a transcript of the gene xylb, whose product is annotated as xylulokinase homolog (H. influenzae). Gene Ontology annotation, biological process: xylulose metabolic process; phosphorylation; D-xylose metabolic process. Gene Ontology annotation, molecular function: D-xylulokinase activity. Bases 1062 to 2807 code for a protein of 581 amino acids. The record is from RefSeq and is a predicted model, not a curated record. The transcript has 21 exons. Lineage: Eukaryota; Metazoa; Chordata; Actinopteri; Perciformes; Gasterosteidae. Gene Ontology annotation, cellular component: cytosol.
AUUUUGAAACUCCCUCCCGGAUGUCCUUCAGCUGGACUUACAGAGACGUGUCUCUCGUCCGCUCACCUGUCCUCAGCAGCACGUGUCUCCUCUGCUCCUCUCUGCUGCACCUGUACUGCUCUCUGAGCAGAGACACGUCCAUGUUCCUCCUGCCCUGCUCCUCCUGCUCCUCCUGCUCCUCCUUCCUCCUGGUCCCUGCGGUAUGACACGCAGACAGGUGACCUUUGACCCGCACACGUCUCCACAGCAACGCCACGACAAAGACAUUUUGUUUCCCCACUCCACUAGGACUCACGCAGCAGCAGCAGGACAUCCUGUUGAAUGUAGCAGGGACACACACACACCUGUGUAGUAGGAACACACACCUGUAGCAGGAGCACACACACACCUGUGUAGUAGGAACACACACCUGUAGCAGGAGCACACACACACCUGUGUAGUAGGAACACACACCUGUAGCAGGAACACACACACACACACACAAAAGAUUUCAAGAAUAACCUUCAGCACAAAAGUAGAACGAUCAGUUCUGACGACCCAAGUAAGAAACAUGUUACCUGUUCAGGUAGGAAGCUGGACUGGUAAAGUACACACACACAUGCUGACUUUGAUUAGUGUGUAAAUAUUACAUUCCAUUUGUUGACCUUCAUGUCCACAUAAGAACAAACGCUGGGUUCACGCAUCAGUACACACCAGUACACACCAGUACACACCAGUACACCACUAUACACCAGAACAUACACCAGUACAUCAGAAGCCAUAUAUGUUACACAGGAAUUUGUUUUGAUGAUUAGUGCAAUAGAAUAAUAAAAUAUUAUAAAAUUAGAUAAAAAUAAGAUGUAACGAUAUAAAUGUUUAAAAAAUCCGAUACGAUAACAUAUGUUAAGACAUACACACCAGUACUGGUAAAAUAAUAAUAUUUAUACAUCAAAACUAUCAGAUACUACAAAGAAUAUAAAUGCAACAACACUUACUUGUGAAUACUUUAAAUCACUGCUACUGUCUCUUUAAAUACGGGGCCCCGCCCCCUAACACAUGCGCGCGCACACACGUGUCCUACGAUGGCUGCCGCUCGUGACGCUCCUCUCUACCUGGGCUUUGACUUCAGCACUCAACAGCUGAAGGUGGUGGCCAUUGAUGAGAACCUCAACGUGGUUCACCAGAACAACGUGCAGUUUGACUCUGAGCUACCUGAGUACAGGACUCAUGGAGGAGUUCACAUUCAUGCUGACGGACUGACCGUCACCUCACCUGUGCUGAUGUGGGUCAAGGCUCUGGACCUGCUAUUGGACAAGAUGAAGGGGGCGGGGCUUGCCUUCUCGCGUGUCACAGCGUUGUCGGGCGCCGGCCAGCAACACGGCAGUGUGUUCUGGAGAAGAGGAGCGUCUGAGACUCUGCAGAACCUGGACCCCCAGCAGGACCUGCACCAGCUGCUGCAGGAGAGCUUCUCUGUGUCCCAGAGUCCCGUGUGGAUGGACUCCAGCAGCACGCGGCAGUGUGAAGACCUCCAGGCAGCAGCAGGGGGCGCUAUGAGGCUAGCAGAGCUCACCGGGUCCAGGGCAUACGAGCGUUUCACAGGAAACCAGAUCUCCAAAGUGAGAGAGACCCGACCGGAGGACUUCCUCAACACUGAGAGAAUCUCAUUGGUCAGCAGCUUUGCCGCCUCUCUCUUCCUCGGUGGUUACGCCUCCAUCGACUUCAGUGACGGUUCAGGGAUGAACCUGUUGGACAUCAGGAGCAGAGACUGGUCUGAGAUCUGCCUGGACGCCGCCGCUCCUCAACUGGGCCGACUCCUGGGGGCCCCGGUGCCCUCCACCUCCGUACUGGGUCCUGUAUCCUCCUACUUUGUGCAGCGAUACGGUUUCUCUGAGAGCUGCAGGGUGGUGGCCUUCACAGGAGACAACCCAGCCUCUCUGGCGGGAAUGAGGCUCCAGCCAGGCGACGUCGCUGUCAGCCUGGGGACCAGUGACACGGUGUUCCUGUGGAUCCAGCAGCCCUCCCCGGCUCUGGAGGGCCACGUCUUCUGCAACCCGCUGGACUGGCGGGCCUUCAUGGCCCUGCUGUGCUUUAAGAAUGGAUCCCUGACGAGAGAGCGAAUCAGGGACGAGAGCACUGGAGGAUCAUGGGAACUUUUUUCCCUGGCCCUGAGAGACACGCCUCUGGGGAACAACGGACACAUGGGCUUUUAUUUUGACAGCAUGGAAAUCACACCCCCGGCAGUCGGAGUUCACCUCUUUGACCCCGACGACAACAAGGUGUCCUCCCUGAGUCCUCAGGUGGAGGUCCGGGCUCUGGUGGAGGGUCAGUUUCUGUCCAGGAGGCUCCACGCGGAGCGGCUGGGAUACUCCAUCACUCCAGGAACCAGAGUUUUGGCAACAGGUGGAGCUUCAUCGAAUAAAGACAUCUUGCAGGUUCUAUCGGAUGUCUUUAACGCUCCAGUUUACACCCUCGAUGUGUCCAACUCGGCUUGUCUGGGAUCAGCCUACCGAGCCCUCCACGGCAUGAUGUCGCAAUCUGUCACGUCCUUCUUUGAUGUUGUGAAGAAAGCUCCGGAGGCCCAACUGGUGGCGACACCACACCCUUCAGCACAGCAGCAGCAUAUUGAAACAUCAUCAGGGCCCCGAUCCUCAUGCGUGGUUCAAGUCCAUCAAAUGUCCCCUGAUCCACCUCAAAUGAGCCAGAUGAUUGACAUCAGAGCUCAAACCGUCUGGUGUACGGCCAGAUGCUGCAGCGCUUCGCCCGAUUGGAGGAGAGAGUCCUGCAGGAGGCCCGCCCCUGAGCCUCAGCAUCCAAUCGGCUACGCAUGAGACGCAGGACCUUUAAUGGCUCAAAACAUUCCCAGAAACUGUUCCACUGAAUGUGAAUUCAAUGUAAAAUGACUUCAGGAAUAAUAAAAGGAGAAACUCAA